AUUUUUGUGGAGUUGGUGGAAAAAAAAAUAGAAGUUAGGAGAUUUUGACAUCAAGGGGAAGGACUAGGGGAGGCUCUCAAUCCACCAACCGACACUACAGAGUCCCUUUUGUGUUUUUUUGUUAGCUGUUCAUCUUUUCUUUCUCAGCUCACCUUUUUCUCUUUCAGAUCACUCAAGAUUUUCAUCCUUAAUUUCAGAACAAAAAGAACUCUGAUACUCAGGAACCCUCUAGGCAAAAAAAAAUUCUGGUCUAUGUGGAUUGUUGACUGCAUCACAUCUUUUGAAGAUUCAUACCUAUCAGUUCCUUUUCUAGUUUCACAUUACAAUCAGAGUGAAACAUGAAAUUGGUGGAGAAGAUAGUAGACGAGGAGGUUAUGGUUUUUGUACAUUAUUAGAGGUUUCUUUAUUCAAGGAUUGUGCAUAUGGAUCACGAGACAGGCGCAUCGUUGGAUUCUGUGCCUUCAGAUAAUAUGAGUUGUGAGCAUGGUGAUUUUGAAUGCAAUAUCUGCUUUGAAAUAGCUCAAGAUCCUAUUGUGACUCUUUGCGGCCACCUUUAUUGUUGGCCUUGUCUUUGUGAAUGGUUGCAAGUUCAUUCACAUUCCCACGAAUGUCCAGUUUGUAAGGCUCUCAUUGAAGACCAGAAGUUAGUUCCUAUAUAUGGUCGAGGCAAGACAAUCUCUGACCCAAGGUCUCACAUACGUCCAAGGAUGAACAUUCCUAACCGUCCAGUAUUUGGGCCAAGACCACAAACAGCUCCAACACUAGAUAUGAACUAUUUCCGACCUGAUGAGUUGGAUCAAAUGGGGGGAUUUAUGCCUAUGGCCAGUGCAAGGUUUGGAAACUUGACAUUAUCUACUCUAUUUGGAGCUAUUCCAUCUUUUUUUAAUCUUCAUGUGCAAGGAUUUCAUGACGCUACUGUAUACGGUGCAACGACGGGAGUUCCAUACCUCUUCUCUAGUUCACUUCAUGGGGGUUAUGCUCAUGGAUUUCAUCAUUCAAUCCAUGUAGAUGGUACAAAGUUUUUUAUUAAGAUGUUUCUCUUGAUUGUCGGUUUCCUCUUGGUUGUUUCCUUAAUUUUGUAGAGAAUCCCAUAAAUUAAGAUGUAGAAUUGUUAAUCAUGUGUGUAUACAUCUUUAGAGUAGUUGACUUA
This is a messenger RNA of Solanum tuberosum (potato), 1150 nucleotides long. Its product is annotated as E3 ubiquitin-protein ligase RNF5-like. The transcript is spliced from 3 exons. Gene Ontology annotation, cellular component: endoplasmic reticulum. Gene Ontology annotation, molecular function: metal ion binding; ubiquitin protein ligase activity. Bases 423 to 1082 code for a protein of 219 amino acids. The record is from RefSeq and is a predicted model, not a curated record. Gene Ontology annotation, biological process: ubiquitin-dependent protein catabolic process. NCBI's taxonomy places the organism in Eukaryota, Viridiplantae, Streptophyta, Magnoliopsida, Solanales, Solanaceae.